AUGCCAUCGCAACACUUCUCAGCACAACCUUCGACUCAAGGCCGAUUCCCGCUCACCCGAGGGCUCCUGAUCACGACCCCCUCCGCGUCCGGCUCCCGGCCCGUUCCCCACAGGUCCCGCUGCGCACGUCCGCCCCUCGCCCACUCCUCCCUCCUCAACAUCCCCCACGCCCCCUCUCCUCCGGGCUCUUCGGACCCAGCCCCCCGCCCCCGAGACCCCGCUCCCGCUCAGGCCCCUCCUCCAACGCCCCCCCGCUCUCCUCAAACCCCGCCUCCAAGCCCCGUCCCCCCGCGCUCCCUCCCACUCAGGUCCGCAGGUCACCUCAGCGACGGAUCCAGCCGUCCCAGCCUCUCUGCAGCCUGGUCGCAGCCGCUCCGGGAGCGAAUCCUCUGCCCCCUCCGCUCCGGUCUCGUCCUGUCCCGCUCGCCCCUCCGCAAGCUCUUUCUCACCGCCGCCGCCGCCCCUUUUGCCAACCCGGAAAUGGAUAUGCUCCCACCGUCCCCAGCGUCCGCGAACAAAAUGGAGGCGGGGGAAAAAGGAGGAGGGAGCAGCGAGCGAAGAGACGCCAGGCGCGUGCGCAGCUAUAAAGCCCGCCCCCUUUCGGAGCACGUAAAGGCGGAAGUGGUUGAAUUGGCCGCCAUCUUGGGAAGGUCGCAAAAAUUCCGCUAA
This is a messenger RNA of Lepus europaeus (European hare), 669 nucleotides long. RefSeq names its product nascent polypeptide-associated complex subunit alpha, muscle-specific form-like. The transcript has 3 exons. The coding region runs from base 1 to 669 and encodes 222 amino acids. NCBI's taxonomy places the organism in Eukaryota, Metazoa, Chordata, Mammalia, Lagomorpha, Leporidae. The record is from RefSeq and is a predicted model, not a curated record.